AUGCCGGGCCCACAAGCCUCUAAUUAUGCACCAAAGCAAGUCUCACUCGUUGUCGUUACGGUCGCUACUCGUUAUGGUCUCUAUUCUACUCAUUUUCCUAGCCUUCUCCAACAGCUUAUCGGACAAUAUGCCGCGGUGAACCCGGUACCGACAGAAGGGAUCAGUUUACCAGAAGAACAGCCUGCCCAUCUGGCUGAAUCUCGAGAUGUGAUCAGCGCUGGAUCACACGGAGGAUUGAAUGUCCAGUCGUCGUACCCCCCGAUACUUACUCUGCCGCCUCACAUAGAUCUUGAGAUGGGCUGCCAUUUCACGGUCCCCAAAGGACGCACCGAACAUCGCGCUAUGACGCCCAAAGCCGCCAUCAGUAAUUCUCAUAACGAUAUUUUGGGUGUCCAAAAAAACUCCAAGACUCUUGCAUUUACAAUAGCCAAAGAAUCCCCUGAAGAAUAUAUUGAAAGAGUUCUGAACCCAAUCAAAAGCACCAGAUUUCAAAGAACCUCGGCAGAGCUUCCAGAAUCUGAGCAAGAAGGAGAAAUUCUGAUAAAGCAGAUCAUGCAAGAGUUCAGGUCUCUCAGAGAAAAUGUGAAAAGCAUGGGCUCAGCCUCCAUCCGCGCUAUGGUACAGCCGUACCAUUCGCAAGUGCAGCAUUCUGUCUUUGUUCCAUCCCGAUACGCGUCCAAAUUAGACGAGAUCCACCAAAAAGUUGCCAUCCUGAAAGACAAUCGGCUGGCUACUUUGAAAGGACGAUUCCCCACUAUCUCUAUCCUUUCGAACAACUAUUCCCCACCAGCCACCGAUAUCUUAAUCCAGCCAAAAAGUGCUGAAACUGAUGGUGCAAAAAUUGUCUUGGGUGAAGCAGAAAGGCAAAGCCGUGAUCCGGCAGAUAUUGCUAGCAGUUCCAGGCCCGCUGUCAAUUAUGAAGAGCACAGUAAGAUGCCCCCAGAUGAAGAUCCCAGCAAGCAGGCCUCAGCCAGGCGUCCUGAAGAGCCAGCUCUGGGCGGAGACAGCCAUCGGAUUAUCAUGCAACUAAUCGGGAAAGACGUCGCGGAAGAGACUAUGGAUCUCGUCAAGAAGAGCAGCCCCAACCAAGAGCAGCAUGUUGAUUGCGACAUCUCUGUUCACCGGCUCGGAUUCCAAACCAUCCAUUUCAUGCACAGGAACCAUUUGAUCGAUCACCACAGUUUUUCCUCGUUAUUUACCAAGGUGAUUUUGGAUGAAGCUGCUGAAAAUAUGUUCCGCAGUUACAUAUAUGAUCAACCAUACUUGUUUGGAAAAAGCUAUAUAGAAGACUGCAAGAAUGUGUUCAAUGGCUGGUAUGCGUCACCGGAUAGGGAGAUGUUCUCAGUUCUUGAACCCAGAAAACAAAGAAUGUUCUUAUUCUACUCCGUGAAACAAAUCUUCAAUAGGUACAAGAAACUACCUGAAAGCGCAAAGGCCCCACUACUACUCCAACAUUCCAUGGAUCUAUACUAUCAUCACAUUUUCAAAAAACAGAGUGUUUUCAACCUGUUGGAAGAAGUUUCACCAAGGUCUACACAUGAAUCAGAGGAACUCGAAACGCUGAAAAAUCGUCUCAGAAACCGGUGCUAUGUUCUCAGAAGCAUCGAAGAUUUCGAUCCAAAUGAGCAAUAUCAAAAUGAAGUCUCCGUGGUCUUCCAAGCGGUCCGGUUUUUCAAGGAGAACUAUCCCGACUUAAAGCUGAUUGAGCAAGGGGAAGAAUUCGAGAAGAAAUAUGCACUGUGGUAUGAGUGCAGUCGCCUGCACGGAAGACUGGACAACAUUCGCAUCUACUUGGAGUUCAGAUUUGCCGGGAAGCAUCCCUCUCCGAUGGGUGUCGAGUUCCUCCCCCCCGCCAACACCUCGGACUCACCAUUCACACCGCAGGACAAACUGGCCCUGAUCUCGACCCAUGUUGACCUGCUUUUCGCAGAACAUGACCGCGCCAUUCAGCGUAUCCUUGAUGGCGCUCAAAAGAAUCGAUAUUGCGAUCAUAUAAGAGUUUCAGACAGGGUUAUUGCUCUGAAAAAUAGGAUAAUUGAAUUAAGAAGUGAAUCAGCUAGCUAG
This is a messenger RNA of Puccinia triticina, 2064 nucleotides long. RefSeq lists its product as uncharacterized. The coding region runs from base 1 to 2064 and encodes 687 amino acids. NCBI's taxonomy places the organism in Eukaryota, Fungi, Basidiomycota, Pucciniomycetes, Pucciniales, Pucciniaceae. The record is from RefSeq and is a predicted model, not a curated record. The transcript has 8 exons.